Molecule: messenger RNA, 5392 nt
Organism: Strongylocentrotus purpuratus (purple sea urchin)
Lineage: Eukaryota; Metazoa; Echinodermata; Echinoidea; Camarodonta; Strongylocentrotidae
Product: DENN domain-containing protein 5B
Exons: 22
Coding region: 259-4347 (1362 amino acids)
Molecular function (GO): small GTPase binding; guanyl-nucleotide exchange factor activity
Source: RefSeq, a predicted model, not a curated record
GUCAAAGGUCACAACCAAUGUUGUGAGUCAAUUCGCAUAUAUGCAUAAUCGCCGGAGCUACAGCGAACGCACACACUACACUAGCGAUACGCGACGAAGUUACGCAGUUAUCUUUGUGUAUAUUCUCAGCUACAGGACUUUAAUCGCUACUGGAAAAGGAACCUAACCACAUAAAAUGUCCAGUUUUUAUUCUUUUGCCAUCGUUUAAGAAACAAGUUAAAAUCUGAUUGUGAGGAAUAGACACACUCAAACACUAUCAUGGGUUCUACGGGCCAACAGGGAGGCCGUUUCGUGGAUUAUUUCGUCGUUUGCGGGCUCGAUCCGACGAACGCUUUGGAGCUGGAUCAAUUGGCAGGUGAAAGCUGCCACAUUCAUCCCCUGCAUAGGAGCUAUAAGAGUAAGUGCCUGCAUCACUACCCCGCUAACGUUGACUGGAACCCCUUCGAUGCGGAUGGAGUCAACAUGCUGUGCAUGCCCAAGGGGCUUUCCUUCAGAACUCAGAAGGGGAACCGUACGGCCAAGUUCCAUUCCUUUGUCAUGACGCGGGAGGACAACACAAGAAUCUAUGGGGCGUCCCUCACCUUCUAUGAGCAGGUGUCCAGUCAGCACAUCUGCGCCGAGCUCCAGACCCUGCAACACAAGUAUGGAGAGGACCGAAGGCUACGGAAGGCCAGCGUGACCCAGGGAAGCACAGGCAGCAUCUACGACGAAACGCACCCUAGUAAUAGUGGGUACAGAACUAUUGGCUCGCCGCGCUUCCAACGGCGCCAGUCCAGUCCGGCGAUCCAGGGCCUGGCGUCGCCCAGGACGCGGAGGCGAAGCCCCGUCCACCAGUGCUACACCACGAAAGCAUACACGCUUCCCAGAACUCACACAGACACCAAGAACCCGCACUUUGACAUGGUGAAGGACACCCUCUAUGUUUCAAAGUCUAUAUGUCUCAUCAUGCCACUGCCCUUCGCCAGGGCGGCCAGGAAGUUCCUGGAGCAGCUGUUCGAGGUCGUCCGCUCCACGAACUCUCCGUCUCUCCCCAUGGAGAGCUACAUCUUCAAUGUCCUCUACGACGUGCCGCUUCCUCCGAUGGGACGGAGUAUGGUCUUCACCGGUGUCUCCCGCAAUAUCGCCUGCCAGAGGCCGUCGAGAGCCGAGCUGCCGCUCUGCGAGUACGCGAUACGGGACAUUUUCGACCUCCUCGGGACGGAGAACGUGAUCGAUCUCCUCACCUGCGUUUUUCUAGAAAAGCAAAUCUUACUUGUGUCCAAAGAUUACCAGCGACUGAUGCUGGUAUCAGAGUGCAUCACUGCCCUCCUCUUUCCCUUCACGUGGCCUUACGCCUAUGUCCCGAUUCUUCCGGCCUCUAUGCUCUACUUUCUGGACGCCCCGCUCCCGUUCAUCAUGGGUCUUCACCUCGGCGAGGCCAACCUCCACCCGGAGUCGGACAUGGAACUUCCCACUCAGGUCCAGGAUAUAAAGGCAUCUCUCUGCUACGUGGAUAUCGACAACUCUUGCGUGGAACUCCCAGAAGAACUACCCAAGUUUCCCAACAAGCCGACCCUCAUCCGAGAACUGAACAACCUCAUCCAGAAGCACAAGCACCUUCCGGACAACUCCCCCUCUCGAACCACCACACCCUCCAGCACGACCCCGUCCACGACCUUGGGUAAGAUGAUCUCCCAGAACAAGGUCAACGACUUUGACUGGUCGCAAGUCCAGGCCGAGGUCACCCUCAUCACAGCCAUGAACCAGAACCUCGAGGGCAGUGUCGACGGCGAUCAGGACAGUUCGUACUUCAGCUCGCCGAGCCGCGGCGAGAGCCCCACGGCGGGGCUUCCGUCCAAAGCUGACUUCAUGCGCAACAACGAGAUCGUGUCGCGGGUGGCGGAGAUCGCGCAACGGACUGGCGUCAUCACGUCCAUCGCCGAUUACGAGAACGACAACAGCAACGCGAACCCCUUGAACUUAAGCGAGGAGGAGCAAGAGCAUAGAGAGUAUGUCUCCAUGCUAAUCUUGAAUUGUGCAAUACGUGAGGUGUUCCUCCGAAGGUUAGUCGUGCUGCUGAGGAACUACGAGACCUUCAUCAUCCAGCCGAGAGUGAACAGUCUUGAUGCAUGGUUCACCAACAGAGACCAGAUGCAGAACUUUGAUAAGAACGCCUUUCUUGCCGACACCCCUGAGCUCCAUCUCCCGUUCAUGUCACCCUUCCUGGAGACCCAGCUCUUCGCCUCCUUCAUCGACAACAAGAUCAUCUCCAACUGGGAGGAGAAGGACCAAGCCCUCAGCAUCUUCGACGAGAGGGUGGAGCAGUUCCCGUCCAGCUCGCCUCAGACCCCGACAACAGAGGGCGCUUCAUUUGUCAGCGAAGCAGAGGAGUUGAUCAGAAGGCGAGCCAGCAAUAUUGACCACACCCCUUGCCCCCCUCGAGCUCUACCAGUAGACUCUAGCCACGUACCUCAAUUCUUCCCAAUGCUUCAAGAUGAUGUGCUCUUAAAGCCACCAUACACUAAUGGGAGGAAUAAAUAUAGGAACAUUGCAAAGUGGAAGCAGAAGGAGAGACAAGAACAACACAAGGAGCAUCUCAAUCUCCAGCCUCAUGAGAGAGAGAAAUACCUUCACAACCUACAUGCGAAGAAACCUCCAGUGAGGCAGGCUGUUCUCACCCACUAUGACCAGAAGAAAGCAAAUCAACAGUUUGUCGAAGAGCUUCUCAAAGAAUGCAAGAUCAAGACCAAGAAGAUGCUUGUGUUCAAGAUGGGUCAAGAAGCCAUAGAGCUUGGGCACGGUGACAUCAAUCGUUCCGGUGUGGAAGAGAACACGCUCAUAGCCAGCCUCUGUGACUUGCUAGAGAGGAUAUUCAGUCAUGGAUGCAGAUCAAAGAAACAGAGUAAGAGCGCCCUCUGGUGGCACCUUCUCAGCUAUCGUCGCUUCAGGCAGCGGAAGAAGGCUUCCUCCGAGCAGAAUCUCGCAAUGACCGGUGCAGAGAGUUCCCCCAGACACAGAAGAUCCAGCAGCGCGCCGGGUCAGCCUCUACCGGCUCUACCUACCGAUUUCAGCUUCGACUGGAAAAACGUGGACCGCAUGACCAACAUCCGAACCGAGGUGGGCAAAUCCAGGGCUUUCGUUCGCUUGGCGCUGGAAAGGAAAGUGCUGCACAAACACAUCAAGGAGCUGGUCUCAAAUGAUGAACUGCUCAAGAAGCGUUACCGUGGUGAAGCAUUCUUGAGAUGUGAAGAAGAAAAGAUGCAAUUCCUGUACUACCUCCUCUCUCUCAAUGCCGUGGACUUCCGCUGUUUCACAAACUCUUUCCCCUCGACAGUUGUGACGUAUCGCGUACUGAUCAGCCAGAGUCGGAAGUUCCAGGCACCUACGACGGCCAACCCCUGGCUGCAAGUCACUGGUGAGAUGCUGCAGACACCGGUCAUCCACAUACCAAAGAAUGCUCAAGAUUUUACCUUCCAGCAUGCCAACCUUGGUGUAUUAACAACCCUUCAGGUAGGGCACGACAACGCAGGCCUCUUACCUCGAUGGUUGGUGGAUUAUAUCUACAUUAGGAAUGAGAUCACUGGCCAUGCCUACAAGUUCCCCUGCGGCAGAUGGAUCGGCCGGAGCGUGGACGACGGGAGCCUGGAGCGGCUCCUGGUUGCAGAGUUCAUCGCCCCGAUCAUCGACUACGAGGGGGACCACUUCUGGGGGUCCAACACCACGCCCAGGCGCACCCACACCAGGAGGUCCAGUGCCAGUGCCAGCUGCUCGCCAUCCCCGCCCCCCAGGGUACCGCAGAAGCUGGACCAGAACGCCAUCCAGGAGCUCCUCACCGACGCGGUGAACAACAUCGUCAAGCACUUUUACAAACCAGAGAAGGAGCGUGGUCAGCUGACAGUACUACUUUGCGGGGAGUGUGGUCUUGUCAAGUGCAUGGACCUGGUCCUACAGUAUGGCUUCAGGUCGGCAAGGCUCUUCAGGAACAACUUCUUCAUCUGGGACUUCAUUGAGAAAGUGGCUCGCUAUUUGGACAGUCUGGACCAGGACGAGGAAGGCCGCUUCAGCUCGCGCCAAGAGAAGCGAGCGCGGAGAACGUUCUGCCUGACGCUUCACCAGAUCAACAGGUACGCCGAGACGGUCGGGAAGGACGGCAAGUUCCAGCUCCUCGUCUGCCUCGGAGUCAGGGACCACCUGCUCCACCAGUGGCUGCCCGUGCUGGCCGAGACUCCGGUCACCAAGAACAUGUACGACGAGUGCUCCUUCUUCCACAAUCCCCUUCACCUGGACUUCCUCUGCAGCCUGCUCAUGCAGCUGGACGAGUUCAACAUCUCCCUCGAAGCCUCGGUCACCAAGGGUAUCGAGUUAUGAUAGCAAGAGUGUCAACCGCUAGCUUGUGGAUGUGCUAGUAUCAUGGGGACUGUUAAAGCGUCUGUUACCAAUGGUAUCCAGUUAUGAUGGCAAGAGAGUUGACUGCUAGCUUGUGGAUGUGCUAGGGCCAGGUGAACUGUUAAAUUGUCUGUUACUAAUGGUAUCAAGUUAUGAUAGCAAGAGAGUUGACUUGCUUGAGGAUGUGCUAGUGUCUAGAUUGCUAGGGUCAGGUGAUCCUCACCGGAUGAGGACUACCACUGGGUCAUAACUUAUUAACAGUGAGUGCAGGGAAAUGAAAGUCCAGACUAAUCUGUUGAGUCCCACAAGGUUUAAUAAUAAUUUGCUUUAUGUUGAAGCACACGAGUAAAUGACCUUCUGGAUCUCAACAGACGAAAAGCUAGACAGCGUCCUGAGGCCUGGUUAAAGUUUCUGACCGAUUGAUAGUGCUAGUAAAUGAAAGACUGCAGUGUGUGGACCCACAAGGUCUGUCAAUCAUUUGCUCCAUAUUGAAACAGAUAAGUAGAUUGUAUGUUUGGAGCCAGAAGGCUGCUAAGUCUGUCUUUAGUGAUAUGCGAUAACACCCUUCUGUCCUGGCUAUUAACAGACGAAAAUCUACAUGUAGAUGAUACAGUGAAACCUGUCUUUAACGACCACCCAAGGGAGACAAGGAAAGUGGCCUUUAUUGGCAGAUGGUCUUUAAGUACAAAUUCCUUUAUGACAUGUUCCAAUGAGAGACCAUUUUUAAGGGGAACAAAAAAUGUGGUCUUUGUAGACAGGUGGUCACCAAAGCAGGUUUGACUGUAUAUCUAUGAGCUACAUAUGGAUGUUUCAGAAACCCUAGAUAUCAACAGUCACAAGCAUUGUAAUGAUGCAGGGAGAAUGUGGGUUUAUGCCCGUAUGUACAGGGAGAACACUUCUACACACAGAGUCAUAGUUUGAAGAGUGUAUUGCUCUCAUAUUAUCAUCUACGCUGUACCAUGCAGGAAGAAACGUUGAAAUGUAAUUAAAGAAUUUGCGAUAAUAAAUCGCAUCAAUAGUCUUGGAG